Molecule: messenger RNA, 6672 nt
Organism: Penicillium macrosclerotiorum
Lineage: Eukaryota; Fungi; Ascomycota; Eurotiomycetes; Eurotiales; Aspergillaceae
Product: ATP-dependent RNA helicase BRR2
Exons: 1
Coding region: 1-6672 (2223 amino acids)
Cellular component (GO): nucleus
Molecular function (GO): nucleic acid binding; ATP hydrolysis activity; ATP binding
Source: RefSeq, a predicted model, not a curated record
AUGGCGGAUCAAAAUAUCUCGCAGUAUAAGUACUCGGCGAUGUCCAACCUGGUUCUCCAGGCGGACCGUCGAUUCAUCAGCCGCGUCAAUGACGAGGCCACCGGAGACCCGGAGUCUCUCGCAGGUCGCAUCGGAAUCCGAGAGAUGGGCUCGCGAAUUGCCCGCGACGAUGCGCCGAAAUCGAAAAAGAAGGCCGUUGGGCCGUCCGACCUCGAGCGGGGCGCAAUCCACGAAGGCGAAGACGUGCUUAUGCGGGAACAGAAGAAACGCCAGCGCGGCCAGCCGGCACAACUACGAGGCCAGGGUAUUCUUUCCGCUGCGGAUGCCCUUGUCGAAGGCUUGAAAUAUCGCCCACGAACACCAGCUACGCGAGCCACUUAUGACCUUAUUCUUACGAUCACCGGAACCAACCUGGGCGAUGUCCCGCACGAAGUUGUCCGCAGCGCGGCCGAUGCCGUGUUGGAGUUGCUCAAGGACGAAGAAAUGAAGGAUUUCGAUAAGAAGAAGGAGAUUGACGAUCUUCUGGGCAGCUCAAUGAACCCGAAGGAGUUCAAUGAGUUGGUCAAUCUGGGCAAGAAAAUUACAGAUUACGAUGCCCAGGAUGAAGACGAAGAUAUGGAAGGCGGCUUGGACGAAGAAGGCGCUGAACUUGAUGAGCGCCAAGGUGUCGCUGUUGUCUUCGAUGAGGAAGAUGAGGACGACGAGCGUACGGGCACCGUGGACGAAAUCCGUGACGAGGAUUCCGAUGAAGAUGAGGCGGACGACCAAGAUCGACCUGACAUCUACGAGGGCGCCGCCGAAGAACCCGAAGAUGGCGACGAAAUGGUCAUUGACGGUGGGCUUGCCCGAGAGGAUAAGACCAAGGGUGAAACUGGGUUGAGUGUCGCAGCCCGCGAAAUCGAUGCCUACUGGUUACAGCGUCAAAUCGGUGAUGUGUAUAAUGAUGCUCACAUUCAGCAAGAAAAGACUCAAGAAGCGCUCGAGAUCCUCGGUGGAAAGACAGAGGACGGUUCCGAGAAAUCUUUACGUGACGCGGAGAACGACUUGAUGGAACUUUUCGACUAUGACCACCCCGACCUCGUCGCCAAAUUGGUUUCCAACCGCGACAAGGUUGUCUGGGUAACUCGCUGGAGACGGGUUGCAGAAGACACGAACGCGCGCAAUCUUCUGGAAAUCGAAAUGGUGGAGGCUGGACAUCGAGCUAUUCUGGACGAAAUUCGGGGCAAGACCGCCCGCGAUGACCUCGCUGAUCGCCCCGAGAAGAAAAUGAAGUUAGACUUGAUGGAUGUUGAUGUCCCCUCAGCUCCCGAAGCAGAGGAGAAACCCGUUGGGGAGAAUGGCCUUGUUGGUGGUCUGCAGCCAAAGCGACUGAUCAACCUCGAGAACCUGGUCUUCCACCAGGGUAACCAUCUCAUGACCAACCCUAACGUUAAGCUUCCUCAGGGCUCAACUAAGCGGACUUUCAAGGGCUAUGAGGAGAUCCACGUGCCGCCACCCCAGGCUAAGAAGCUGCCUGGUGAGAAGAACAUUCCGGCCACUGAGCUGCCCGAGUGGGCGCGCGUUGGCUUCGGAUCCGCUAAGGAGCUUAACCGCGUUCAGACCAAAUGCUUCCCAACCGCUUUCCAUGAUGACGGAAACAUGCUUGUCUGCGCACCUACAGGAUCCGGAAAAACUAACGUUGCUAUGCUAACCAUCCUGCGCGAAAUUGGCAAAAACCGCAACCCUGAGACAGGCGAGAUCAUGCUGGAUGACUUCAAGAUCAUUUAUAUUUCUCCCUUGAAGGCUCUUGUACAGGAGCAGGUCGGAAACCUUGGCAAGCGCCUUGAGCCUUAUGGAAUCCGCGUGGCCGAGCUUACUGGUGAUCGUCAACUCACCAAGCAGCAAAUUGCCGAUACCCAGAUCAUUGUCACCACACCCGAGAAGUUCGAUGUCAUCACGAGAAAAGCAUCUGAGACAAGCUACACUAACCUUGUUCGUCUUGUGGUGAUUGAUGAGAUUCACUUGCUCCACGAUGAGCGUGGUCCUGUCAUCGAGAGUAUUGUGAGCAGAACCAUCCGCCGUACCGAGCAGACUGGCGAGCCUGUGCGCAUUGUCGGUCUCAGUGCUACACUUCCCAAUUACCGCGAUGUUGCAAGCUUUCUUCGCGCGGAUCCCGAGAAGGGCGUGUUCCACUUCGAUGGCUCCUAUCGUCCUUGCCCCCUUAAGCAGGAGUUCAUUGGUGUCACCGACAAAAAAGCCAUCAAGCAACUCAAGACGAUGAACGACAUUUGUUACACCAAGGUCUUGGAACAAGUUGGUCAACGUCGAAACCAGAUGCUUAUCUUUGUUCACUCACGAAAAGAGACAGCUAAGACCGCCAAGUACAUCCGAGACAAGGCAGUUGAAAAUGAGACUAUCGGCCAGAUUCUUCGCAGUGAUGCUGCUAGCCGUGCAAUUCUGUCCGAGGAAGCCGAGUCCGUUGACGAUGCCUCUCUGAAGGAUCUUCUGCCUUAUGGUCUUGGUAUUCACCAUGCUGGGUUGAGUCUUGCGGAUCGUGACUCGGUUCAAGCUCUUUUCGCCGAUGGAAGUAUCCAGGUGCUCGUCUGUACUGCGACUCUGGCCUGGGGUGUUAAUCUUCCAGCCCAUACGGUCAUUAUCAAGGGAACCCAAGUCUACUCCCCCGAGAAGGGUAGCUGGGUCGAGUUGAGUCCGCAGGAUGUUCUCCAGAUGCUCGGACGUGCAGGUCGACCCCAAUAUGACACUUUCGGCGAAGGUAUUAUCAUUACUUCUCAAUCUGAGAUCCAAUACUACCUCUCGCUGCUGAACCAGCAAUUGCCGAUCGAAUCUCAGCUGGUGAGCAAGCUUGCGGACAACUUGAAUGCUGAAAUUGUCCUUGGCAACGUACGCACCCGUGAUGAAGGCGUGGAAUGGCUGGGCUACACCUACCUCUACGUUCGGAUGCUCCGCUCCCCCGGCCUUUACAGUGUUGGCGCCGACUAUGAAAAUGAUGAUGCUUUGGAGCAGAAGCGAGUUGAUCUCAUUCACUCUGCUGCUACCGUUCUUGAGAGAGCUGGCCUGGUCAAGUAUGAGAAGAAAACAGGUCGUGUUCAGUCGACCGAACUCGGACGGAUUUCUUCGCAUUAUUACAUUGGUCACAACUCGAUGCUUACCUACGCUCAACAUCUGCAACCUUCAAUUACCACUAUUGAGCUGUUCCGCAUCUUUGCUCUUAGUGAUGAGUUCAAGUAUAUCCCCGUUCGCCAGGAUGAGAAGCUGGAGCUUGGCAAGCUUCUGGGCCGAGUCCCAGUCCCUGUCAAGGAAACUAUUGACGAGCCUCAUGCGAAGAUCAACGUUUUGCUCCAGGCUUACAUCUCCCGUCUCAAGCUGGAUGGACUUGCACUGAUGGCAGACAUGGUCUACGUGACCCAGUCUGCUGGACGUAUCAUCCGUGCUCUUUUUGAAAUUUGCCUGAAGAAGGGUUGGUCUUCUGUUGCCAAGACUGCUCUCGAUCUGUGCAAGAUGGCAGAGAAGCGCAUGUGGCCGACCAUGUCUCCGCUGCGUCAAUUUCCACACUGCCCUCGAGACAUCCUCCAGAAGGCUGAGCGGAUUGACGUCCCCUGGGCUAGCUAUUUUGACCUAGAUCCUCCUCGCAUGGGCGAGCUCCUUGGCAUGCCCAAGGCGGGACGUGUUGUUUGCGACUUGGUCUCGAAGUUCCCGCGGCUCGACGUCCAAGCCCAAGUGCAACCUAUCACUCGCUCCAUGCUCCGCGUUGAAUUGACCAUCACCCCUAACUUUGUUUGGGAAGAUGCCGUGCAUGGUACUGCGCAAGACUUCUGGAUCCUGGUCGAAGAUUGUGAUGGAGAGGAGAUUCUUUUCCACGACCGCUUCCUGCUGCGACGCGAGUUUGCCAUGGCCGAGAUGAACGAGCACCUUGUUGAGUUCACUGUGCCCAUCACUGAGCCAAUGCCACCAAACUACUUCAUUUCUCUAGUGUCUGACCGCUGGAUGCAUUCCGAAACCAAAAUUGCCGUUUCGUUCCAGAAGUUGAUCCUUCCGGAGCGCUUCCCUCCUCACACCCCUUUGCUGGACAUGCAACGUGCGCCGGUGAAGGCCUUGAAGCGCGAGGAGUACCAGAAGCUGUACCCCGAUUGGGAGCACUUCAACAAGAUCCAGACCCAAGUCUUCAAAUCCGUUUUUGACACUGAUGACAACGUCUUCAUUGGUGCACCCACGGGAAGCGGUAAAACUGUCUGCGCCGAGUUGGCCUUGCUGCGCCAUUGGGCCAGCGAAAACAGUGGCCGCGCUGUUUACAUCGCUCCCUUCCAAGAGUUGGUUGAUCAACGCUUGGCUGACUGGGAGAAGAGACUGGGUAAUCUUGCAGGUGGUAAAACCAUUGUCAAGCUUACUGGAGAGACUACCGCCGAUCUGAAGCUGCUGGAACAAGCUGAUCUCGUUCUGGCCACGCCCGUUCAAUGGGACGUCUUGUCUCGCCAAUGGCAGAGACGUAAGAAUGUACAGACAGUGCAGCUGUUUAUCGCUGAUGAGCUCCACAUGCUUGGCGGCUACGGCGGUUACGUCUACGAGGUAGUCGUUUCUCGUAUGCACUAUAUGGCUUUGCAGACUGAGAAUGACAUGCGUAUCAUCGGUCUGAGCGUGCCGCUUUCUAAUGCUCGCGAUAUCGGCGAGUGGAUUGGCGCCAAUAAGCAUACCAUCUACAACUUCAGCCCUCAUGCUCGCCCCAUUCCUUUAGAACUUCACAUUCAGUCUUUCACGAUUCCCCACUUCCCCUCUCUUAUGGUCGCUAUGUCCAGGCCCGCCUAUCAAGCGAUCUUGUCAUUGUCACCUGAUAAGCCGGCCUUGGUCUUUGUACCUAGUCGCAAGCAGACUCGGUCCACCGCUAUGGAUCUCCUGGCCGCAUGUGCGAUGGAUGAUGAUGAGGAUCGAUUCUUGAACGCCGAUGUUGAGGAACUCGCACCUCUGCUUUCCCGUGUCCAGGAGCAGACACUUGCUACUUCGUUGACUCAUGGUAUUGGAUAUUACCACGAGGCUUUGAGCCAGACCGAUAAGCGUAUCGUCUCGCAUCUGUUCAGCAUCGGUGCCAUUCAGGUUCUUCUUGCCUCUCGCGAUGUAUGCUGGGAGUUGGAUCUAACAGCUCAUCUCGUUAUCGUAAUGAAUACUCAAUUCUUCGAUGGCCGUGAGCACCGCUACGUUGACUACCCCAUCAGCGAAAUCCUCCAGAUGUUCGGCAAGGCUUCUCGGCCGGGCGUUGACAAGAGUGGCCGUGGUGUUCUGAUGGUCCCAGCCGUGAAGCGCGAAUACUACAAGAAGUUCCUCAACGAGGCUUUGCCCGUGGAGAGUCACCUGCAAGUCUAUCUCCACGACGCAUUUGUUACGGAAUCCAGCACCCGGACUCUUUCUUCGACCCAGGAUGCUGUCGACUGGAUGACUUAUACUUACUUCUACCGCCGCCUCCUCGCCAACCCCAGUUUCUAUGGUCUCAGUGACGUGAGCCAUGAGGGCCUUAGCACCUUCUUGUCAGAACUCGUUGAGAACACGCUGAAGGAGUUGUCCGAGGCUAAGAUUAUCGACCUGGAUGAGGAGGAUGACAGUGUAUCUCCUCUGAACGCGGCCAUGAUCAGCGCCUACUACAACAUCUCCUUCAUCACCAUGCAGACCUUCCUACUGUCUCUCUCUGCUCGCACCAAGCUCAAGGGCAUUCUGGAGAUUGUGACCUCCGCUACGGAAUUCGAGUCCAUUCAAAUGCGUCGCCACGAGGAUCACAUCCUCCGCCGGGUUUAUGACCGUGUGCCAGUGAAGAUGUCCGAGCCUGCCUUCGAUUCACCGCACUUCAAGGCAUUCGUUCUUCUCCAGGCACACUUUUCGCGCAUGCAGCUACCGAUCGAUCUUGCCAAGGAUCAAGAAGACAUCAUCCGCAAGGUCCUCAACCUGCUCAGUGCCUGUGUAGACGUUCUAUCCUCGGAAGGUCACAUCAACGCCAUGAAUGCCAUGGAGUUGUCGCAGAUGGUGGUUCAAGCCAUGUGGGAUCGUGACAGCCCGCUGAAGCAGAUUCCUCACUUCUCUCCCGAGGUCAUCCAGGUGGCCAAGGAGUAUAAGUAUGUAUCAACCAGUCCUUGUUUACCGUCUGUUACUAAUAUUCAUGUUUGCAGUAUCAAUGACAUCUUCGAGUUCAUGGAUGCCAUGGACCCCUCGGAGAAUAAGGACUAUGCAUCUCUUGUCAAGCGUCUGGGUCUCAACAACAAGCAACUGGCACAGGCUGCCGCUUUUACCAACGACAAGUAUCCCAGCAUUGAGUUGGACUUUGAAGUCGAGGACCCAGAGAGCGUUACCUCUGGCGAACCCGCCUACCUUCAGGUUAAGAUUGAACGGGAAGUGGAAGAGGAUGAUGAGGUUGACACCGUUGUUCACGCGCCCUUCUAUCCUACCCAGAAGAUGGAGAACUGGUGGCUUGUCGUCGGCGAGGAGAAGACUAAAAAUUUGCUGGCCAUCAAGCGAGUUACCAUUGGUCGCAAGCUAGAGCUGCGCCUGGAAUAUGUGGUGCCCACUCCCGGUGAGCACGAGUUGACGCUUUACCUCAUGAGCGACAGUUAUGUUGGUGUUGAUCAAGCUCCUACUUUCACUGUGAAUGCGGCGGAAGGUAUAGAGGAGGAUGAGAGUGAAGAAGAAGAAGAGUAG